This is a messenger RNA of Gavialis gangeticus (Gharial), 3211 nucleotides long. RefSeq names its product calcyphosine 2 (gene CAPS2). The record is from RefSeq and is a predicted model, not a curated record. The coding region runs from base 410 to 2119 and encodes 569 amino acids. Gene Ontology annotation, molecular function: calcium ion binding. Lineage: Eukaryota; Metazoa; Chordata; Crocodylia; Gavialidae. The transcript has 20 exons.
GGAUCUUGAAGUAAGGGAGACAGGCUGCAGGUGCAUCAGUGGAGGAGGACGCAGCAUAAGCUGUGGAAGUGCAUAACCUCAGACUGAAAAAAAAGUGAUGACUUCUGUGAAUUUAAUGUAUACUAUGCUCCUGAGCUGCAGGAACAGCCUCCACUAAGCUUUUUAUUCUUUGUUAUGGCUCUUUUUUUUGUUUCUUGUGCCUUGUUAAUGACUGCCUCAACAUUGACAUGACCUCAUCAAGUCAAGCCUGCUUAAAAAGCAUGGAAAAUGAUGGCUUCUGAUUUGGGCAAUCUGUCGGGGAGGGAAGAGGUGGGGGUCUGAUCAAGGUUCCCUGCAGUGAGCGGCUGACCAUGCAGCCCAGUCAGGAGCAGAGAAAGGCUACUACCGUGAAGCCCACAAUCUAAUUUAAAUGGAUUUAGAAGUUAAAGGAGUUUCUGCAUCCUCUAGAGGGCAAGCUCAGCUGUCAUCAAGGGGGAAGAAACUUAGCCAAGGAUGGAGACCAAAUACACGAGCAGCUCGUCCACCUGAGGUACCAUGUCUCGACUUGGGGAGACUGGGAGAUUCUGAUGAAGAGGAUGGAGACACUUAUAUACCAUACAGCAAGGGGUAUCCUUGUAAAGGCUCUACAGAUUCAUCUUCAACUGUUAGUUGGGGAUCACCAUUACAAACUCCUUAUGCACAGCACUUCCGGACUCAACAGAUGCCUGGUAAACCUUGUCAGAAGAAAAUGGAGCAUUCCUUUUGGGAGCAAAAGACAAUACCAGAAAAUCUGCCAUCCCCAGCAGACAAAUACAAACUAAAAUACCAGCAGUAUGAAGCAGAAAUGAAAGAGGGAUAUAAACAGUAUUCUCAGAGAACUACAGAAAAAAGAAAAGACAAUGGUCAGUCUCAGGAGUGUUCACAGAGGAUAGCUAACAAAGAGGAUCCACAACCAGAAGACAGGUUUGGUGAAGAUCUUACAGCUCUUGAUGAGAAAGCCCUCUUACAGCAGUGCUAUACAAGCAAUCCAUAUAAUAUACAGCACAGCAUAAAGAAGUUAGAAGCUGAUGAUACAGCUGCAGAAAGAAGAAAGCAAACUGUAGUAGAGCAAGUAAUGGUGGAUCAGUUAUCUAGGGCAGUAAUAAGUGACCCAGAGCAAAACACAGGUAAUGAUACUUACCAGAGAGACCUUAUGCUUCCAGCACUUGGGACAGCACCAUUGCGGUUUAGAAAAAGAACAUUACAUGAAACAAGAAUAAGGACCAGAUCAGCAUUAACUGAAAAUAUGCUUUCUAACAAAUUACGCUUUGAUUGUAGAAUUCUCUCAAGGAAUGGGCGUGAUGCCUGUAGAGAGCUGAUUGGAUUCUUUUUUACAUGUGAUGGAUCUCUUACUGUUUAUGAAUAUCGACAGUUUGGCAAAAACAGAGUAAAUGCCUUACCUUUCAUUCAGAAGGGAGUUUAUAGUCAUCAGCGCAGUCAAAAAAAAGGAAAGCUCUAUGAUCUUAGCGACUUUUAUAUUGGUGCUAACCUGACUUUUUGGAGUCUUGAUCACAGCCUUCCAGAAAGUAUGAAACAAAACCCAGUGCUUACCCUUCGUGUCACUAAUAUUGAUGAAACAUCUGUGAAUUUUUUGAAAGAGACUUCUGUGGGAAGUAAGCAAGAGACCAAUGUCAACAAAGUUUUCUGGACUGUUCAAGGUAUUCUCAGAAACAAAUUAAGUAAAAGAGGAGUUCGUAUUGUAACAGGAUUAGGAAAGUACUUCAGACAGCUGGACAAGAAAGGAAAUGGAGUCCUUUCUAAGGCGGAUUUUAAACAAGCUUUAAAAAUAUUUCAUUUAGAAGUGUCUGAACAGGACUUUGAGUCUUUGUGGUUUAUUCUUGAUGACAACAGAAACGAUGAAGUUGAUUAUGGGGAGUUCACCCAUGCGCUCUUUGGGGAAAUGAAUGAGUAUCGAAAAGCAUUCGUCAGAAAAGCAUAUAUGAAACUAGAUUUCAACAAGACUGGCAGUGUGCCUUUGGUAGAUAUUAGAAAAUGUUAUUGCGCCAAGAAACAUCCUCGAGUAUUGUCAGACUUCCCCAUUUCUCUCUUGCAGUCUCACACAAAAGCAGCUCUGAAGCAGCCUCCUCCAGAACCUCUGUAAACUGCCAGGUUUUCUGAUGAUCAGAUGUGUUGGUAAUGUUAAUACUUAGAGCAGAAGAUUUUAUUUGGCUUCUGUUUAAUCUUAGUGACCAGAAAAGUGAGUGAUCAGUCUCACAACCAACGCUAUGGUAGCUACAAGUAAGGAGGACAUUAUUGAGAUUGGACUGCCUAGUGAUGAUGAGGUCCAGCUGGUGCCAGUGGCCAGACCUUGGGUGCCUCCAUACCUUAUGGCAUGGCUUUGUUUGAAAGAAUGAGUUGGCACAAGCUAUGAUAGAAGCAGAACUCCAACCACCUUUGUCCAUUACCAUUCAUGCUUCCCAUGUUAUGUGAGCCCAGGCAAAUUGCCCAGGAUUUGGUGUCAGCACUAACUCUGGCACUGAAGUCCCUUAGGAGACAUAAGGUUUCAGUGUUUGGAACCUUGCCAGUAAUGCUAGCCACUUCUUCAUAAAACUUGUCUUUAACCUCAGAGUAAAGUGUUGGAGCAUAGGCACCCACUAAGAUAACUGUGCCAGGAUCAUCUCAGAACUAUUCAAUGGAUUCUUGAUCACUUUGAGAAGAUUGUUACUAGCAGCAAAGCCUAUGCCAUGUUCAUGUACAUCUUGGGGAACUUUCCAUUGCCAGAAGAAUGUGUAGUAUGUUUCUUUUAAGGAGUCAUCUGAGGCCAGGUGUAUUUCUUGCAGUGCUGCAAAGCCAAUGUUCAACCUAUUUAAUUCCAUAUCACAGCUGUCUUACGAGCAUCAGAGAUAUUCACAAGAUUGUCAGUCAGGCGAGGACACAUGGUCUUGACAUUUCAUGUUGAAAUGCAGAGUAUUGAUUUUCUCUUUUUAUUUUUGUCUGGUGCAGUGAUGGAGCCUGCUUCUCUGUGAAGCUGAAGUGAUCUCUCCAGGGUGUAAAUGCUUGGACAGUGUAUAUGGAGACACUGGGUUGUCUGCACACCCAAUACAAAAUAUAGGUGUACUAAAUGCUGUACCAAAGCAUAGUUUUAAAUAGUUUAAAUAGGUAAAACAUAGUUUUAAAUAAUGUAGGUUAUUUUAUUAUAUGUAAAUAGGUCUGUCCUUAUUAGUUGGUUAAUAAAUACGAUAUACUCAUCUAA